Mesocestoides corti is the source of this 1269-nucleotide messenger RNA. NCBI's taxonomy places the organism in Eukaryota, Metazoa, Platyhelminthes, Cestoda, Cyclophyllidea, Mesocestoididae. The record is from the annotation of a GenBank genome assembly.
AUGUUGUCGGGUUUUAAGGUGUCGAGGCUCGUUUUCGGGAAUGUCGUUCUUAAAAGAAUGAUAUCUAUGCGUUUAAAAAGUGCCCUGGAACUCCAUGAACCGUGCGCUCCACGACCUGAUUCUUAUCCCAAGUGGUCUUCAUCGCCUUCGGAAUUGUUCACGGAAUUACGCGACGGUAAAUACUGCCGCGAUGCUGUGAACGAGGGCCUUGCCGACUUCAUACCAAUAACUAUUUCCGAAUUGCCACUUCUGUAUCGCCUUAAGCAUGUCAAUUUUAAAUAUGCCCUAAUUAUGGUGUCGCCACCAGACAAACAUGGCUUCUGCACCCUUGGUUCUGCUGUUGGCAGUGCUCGAUCUGCUAUCCAAAAUGCCGAAAAAAUAAUUGCGCAAGUGAAUCCUCAAACGCCGAUAACUUACGGUGAUUCCACAAUACAUAUUAGUCAGAUCGAUUACCUGGUGCAGGGCUCCGAGCCACUUUUUGAGGUUCCUCCACCUCAGGCAACAGCAACCGAGCAAAAGAUCGCUGCGAUAAUUGCGGAGCAACUCAUUGACGACGGGGCAACUAUUCAGCUAGGUUUCGGUAAUAUACCACCAACAGUUGCGUCCAACCUGCGUUCCCACAAAGACUUGGGUGUUCACGCGGAAACCAUUUUUGAUGGCAUCGUCGAUCUGGUCAAUCUUGGUGUAGUAACGAACAAAUUCAAACCUGUUCGUCCGGGACGAAUUGUUGCUAGCUACGCUAUUGGCACGAAGCGGAUCUACGACUUCAUCAAUGAAAAUCCUCUUGUCGGUCUCUACGAUAUCGCCUGGACAAAUUCCACCGAAACAAUUGCCCGAAACCCCAAAGUUACCUCGGUGAACACGUGCAUGGAAAUGGACCUCACCGGUCAGAGUGUUGGUGACGGUAUUGGUGGACAUUUAUACAGCGGUGUUGGCGGCCAACUUGACUUCACACGUGGAGCCUCACUGUCGUCGGACGGCUUGGGACGGCCGAUCAUCACGAUGUGCUCGCUAAACAGCGACGGCAACUCGUCGAUUGUGCCAACUCUCAGCCGCGGAAGCACCGUGGUUGCCACUCGGGCCCACGUGCACUACGUCGUCACCGAGUACGGCAUCGCCAACCUCUUCGGCAAGACCCUGCGCCAACGGGCCUACGCUCUCAUUCAAAUUGCCCACCCCAAGUUCAGGUGGGUUAUUGGUGUGCACUCGAUCCUUAGGAAGGGAUUAUGCAGACAGAAAUUCCGACAGUGCAUUACUUGUUCUGCGUAA